AGAGGAGUAAUAUAAACACUCCCCUGGCGGGGUCCAGAAGGGGCAGGAGCCACCUCCCAGAGCAGGCGGCCGCUGAGCAGUGCCAGUGUGCAGGGCCGCAGUCCCCCGAGAAGAUGGGCCUGGUGACGGAGCACGGGGGCCUCUAUUCGCGGGCUGGGGUCAGCCCCAGGGGCUGCUGGUACUACCUGCGCUACUUUUUCCUCUUCGUCUCACUCAUCCAGCUCCUCAUCAUCCUGGGCCUCGUACUUUUCAUGGUAUACGGCAACGUGCACGUGGGCACCGAGUCCAACCUGCAGGCCACGGAGCGCCGGGCCGACGGCCUGUAUGGCCAGGUCAUGGGGCUCCUGGCCAGCCAGGCCAACCUGUCCAAGGAGCUCAACAUCACUGCCCGAACCAAGGAGUCCCUCAUGCAGAUGCUUCUGAACACCCGCCGAGAACAGGACCGAAUCAACGCCAGCUUCCGCCAGUGCCAGGCUGACCUGGUGGUCUACAUGAACAACCAGCGGUACAUGGCUGCCAUCAUCUUGAGCGAGAAGCAAUGCCAAGAACAACUCAAGGAGACUAACAAGAGCUGUAAUGCCUUGCUCCUCAUGCUGAACCAGAAGGUCAAGGCGCUAGAGGCAGAUCUGACGAAGGAGAAAGAGCUGUGCAGCAAAGACAAGGAUGGGCUGGUGCUGAGCAGGCGUGUGGUGGAGGAGCAGCUAGCUGAGUGUGGUAAGGCCCGGGAGCAGCAGCGGCAGGAGCGGCAGCUGGCCGAGAAUCGGCUGCUGAAGGUGCAGACCCUCUGCCUCCCGCUGGACAAGGACAAGUUUGAGAUGGAGCUGCGGAACAUCUGGAGGGAUUCCAUUAUCCCUCGCACCCUCGACUCCCUAGGCUACAACCUGUACCACCCCCUCAGCUCAGAUCUGGCCUCCAUCCGGAGAACCUGUGACCACAUGCCCACCCUCAUGACCACGAAGGUGGAGGAGCUGGCCCACAGCCUGCGGGCUGGCAUUGAGCGUGUGGCCCGUGAGAACUCAGACCUCCAGCGCCAGAAACUGGAGGCCGAGCAGGGCCUGCGGACCCUUCAGGAGGCCAAGGAGAAGGUAGAGAAGGAGGUCCAGGCUCGGGAGGCCAAGCUCCAGACCGAGUGUGCCCGGCAGACCCAGCUAGCGCUGGAGGAGAAGGCGGCAAUUCGAAAGGAGCGAGAUAGCCUGUCCAAGGAGCUGGAGGAGACAAAGCGACAGGUCGAGCAGCUCAAGAUGCAGCUGGCUGUCAGCAAUACAGCCCUGGACACCUGCAUCAGAGCCAAGUCACAGCCAAUACCUAUGCCGAGGCCUGUGGGCCCUGCCCCCAAACCACAGCCCAUCGACCCAGCUAGCCUGGAGGAGUUCAAGAGAAGGAUCUUGGAGUCCCAGCGGCUCACUGCAGGCAACAUCCCACCCCCAUCCAGUGGCUGAGGAAGCUCCAGGCCCCAAGGACUGAGGGGUGGCCCCAGCUCGCCAGUCUGCAGAUACCCACAGCCAGACGACCUCUCAAGCACACACCAAAGUGGGCACCCUUGGCCUGCACCGCACACCCGUCCUCCCUCCCACCCCUCCCACACCUCCUAACACUCUUUCACGGGCCCACACCCGCACCACACAAUCCUUCUCCCAUGGGUGCCUUGACAACAUCACGGAUACGGUGACGAUGUCAUACACCGACAAGGUGAAGGCACAAAGACACUACAGUGGUGUCAUACAGACACAACGACAAUGUCCCGUGCACUUUCUGCCCAACCUUCACCCAAAGUCACAUCCCUCCGUGCACGCAGGCCAAGGCACCCACGGCAUCCCACCCACCUGUACACCCUUGUGCCUGCCACCCCCCUCCCCCAUCUGCUUCCUUAUCUCCCAGGCUUCUCUCACCCCCAGCGCAUCAGGCCUGGAAAAGGGACAACAGGAAAAUAAUUCACCUCCAUUCCCGCCAGGGAGUUUGCAGGCACCCCUGCCUGGGAGCACGUGAUCCACGGGCAAAUGCAGCCCACUGACCCCCCUCCUAGUGCUCAUAGUCCCGCAUAGCUAAGCCUGCCUGUGGCCCAUAUAAAUGCUAGUGGCACCAAAUAAAUGUUAUAGAAGACUUUCAAA
Molecule: messenger RNA, 2108 nt
Organism: Manis pentadactyla (Chinese pangolin)
Lineage: Eukaryota; Metazoa; Chordata; Mammalia; Pholidota; Manidae
Gene: PLVAP
Product: plasmalemma vesicle associated protein
Exons: 6
Coding region: 114-1439 (441 amino acids)
Biological process (GO): regulation of vascular permeability; positive regulation of cellular extravasation
Cellular component (GO): caveola
Source: RefSeq, a predicted model, not a curated record